AUGAACAACACUCAUAACUUCCCAUUCAGUGUUAAAUCGUCGUCGAAAACCACAGCUGAUAGCGCCACACAUAACAAAGUCCCCAAAACUCCCCCCAGAACUCCACCAAAUUCUCACAUGGUAUCUCCUCCGGGAGCUCCACGUCCGGCACGAAGAGUCCGUCCCGAGAACAUGCGGACAGCCGACCGCUCGCCAUCAACUCCGUCUCGUAUUCGAAUUAGAAGAGACUGCAGAUCCAUUACUACCCGAACAAAUCGCAACAACGUUCGUCGAAGAGACUCGCGUUCCAGGUCGCCUCCCCGACUUCGUUCUCCAUUGAAUUUGUACCGAAUAAGGUCACCAUACCGUGGUAAUCACCGAGGCAACCGGACCUCCGAAGCAGCAUUGGACACUUUAUCAAUAAAUCGUGUCAACAGCAGCGUCACUGCCGUUAAUGACCAGUCUCCCGACCGUGAUGUCAUUGGUGCUCGAUAUUGGAACAUGCUCUCUCUGAGAGAUACAGAACGGGACGAGGAAAUGACUGGAUUCAUAUCCUCGGAUUUAUCAAGCAACAACGAAGCGGACAAAAAGAAUAAGGAAACUGACGAGAAUGAGUUCUGCAAGAUAUGCAAGGAACACCGUGAUGAGGAACUUGAAUUCUGGUGA
Molecule: messenger RNA, 645 nt
Organism: Sclerotinia borealis F-4128
Lineage: Eukaryota; Fungi; Ascomycota; Leotiomycetes; Helotiales; Sclerotiniaceae
Source: the annotation of a GenBank genome assembly